Molecule: messenger RNA, 1430 nt
Organism: Helianthus annuus (common sunflower)
Lineage: Eukaryota; Viridiplantae; Streptophyta; Magnoliopsida; Asterales; Asteraceae
Product: E3 ubiquitin-protein ligase ATL4
Exons: 1
Coding region: 120-1157 (345 amino acids)
Source: RefSeq, a predicted model, not a curated record
UCCAGAAAACACAUUAAUUACCACAUCAUCUUCAAAUCAAUUCCCCAUCUGUACCACACCCUUCAUUAACUCACCAUAUAUUCCUAACCACCUUCACCACCACCACCCUCCUUCCCAAAAUGGACACCCUACCACCUCCACCUCCACCACCACCAUUCUCCGUCAUAACCACCCCCACCCCCACCUCAUACACCCCCAUUCCUCAACUUUACUACAACGACACAGUAUCACACCACCACCACUCAUCACCUCCAACACCUUCAAUAAUAAUCGUAAUGAUUAUUAUAUCUUCCGCCAUUAUUAUCUCCGCCACUAUUUACCUCCUCAUCCGCUUCCUCACACGCCGCUGCAACCGUUCAUUCAGUACAUUUUCACCAGCCGACGACGUCGUUUCCAAUAACAGAAACGAUAGUAACGAAAGUAACGAAACCGAACACGUGCGUCAUCAUGUGAUCUCCAUAACUAACAAUGCACUCGACUCCUUACCGCUUUUCACCUUCUCUUCACUCACCGGAAAAAUCGCCGGAGGCGACUGUGCCGUUUGUUUAUCGAAGUUUGAAAGUUCAGAUCAGCUCCGGCUUCUUCCGUUAUGUUGUCACGCGUUUCACGCGCAGUGUAUUGACGCGUGGCUUAAGUCUAACAUGACGUGUCCGCUCUGCCGGUCUACUGUAAACCCUAACGAAGAAGAUAUUAUGAAUACGUUGACUUCCGGCAACGGCGGUAGUCGUAGAGCUGGUGGAAACAGGAGUAACAGUUUCCGAAUCGAGAUCGGGACUAUUAGUCAACGGCGAGAUCCGGCGAAUUCUGACCGGAGGUCAUACUCCGUCGGUUCGUAUGAUUACGUGCUGGACGACGGUUACGAGAUUCCGGUGGAGUCGACGCACCGGAGUGUUGUUUCCGAUUGUACUUCCGGCGAUAAGGAUUCAACGGCGGAAGCGCCGGGAGAGAGUUUGGCCGCGGAGGUUGCUGCCGGUGGUAGUGGACGGUUUAAUUGGUUGCGUGAUUACGUGGAUCGUGUUUCGGUUUCGUUACGUGGUUCUGGAAGGUUCUUUACCGGAAGUAGUCGCCGGAGUGAGGCGGUUAGCGAUUUUGACGGAGGUCAUGGGAGAAUCGGUGAAGAGAUCAGUGAACUUUUCCGGUGGCUUUCAGGGGUAUAAUCGUAAAUUUGUUAUAAUUUUUUUAGGUUUUUAUGGAAAGUGGGAAAAUGGGAACUCCAUCUUUUGCUAUUACCACACUGAAAGUGUUUUGACUUUUGAGGAGAGUUGUGGUAUUAGCAAAAUAGUGGGAUUUUGGUUUUUAUUAUAAAAAAUAGUUAAUAGCAUUUAAAAUUAGCAGUGAAGUAUUUAUUUCACGCAUUUAAUUAUAUCUGUAUAAAAGACAAUUUUAUUGUAUUAGGUAGAAGUUGAUAUAUUACAUGCUUGUUUUUUUUU